Molecule: messenger RNA, 821 nt
Organism: Hyposmocoma kahamanoa
Lineage: Eukaryota; Metazoa; Arthropoda; Insecta; Lepidoptera; Cosmopterigidae
Product: CDP-diacylglycerol--glycerol-3-phosphate 3-phosphatidyltransferase, mitochondrial-like
Exons: 2
Biological process (GO): cardiolipin biosynthetic process
Cellular component (GO): mitochondrion
Molecular function (GO): CDP-diacylglycerol-glycerol-3-phosphate 3-phosphatidyltransferase activity
Source: RefSeq, a predicted model, not a curated record
UUCGAAAUUGAAUCAUAUUUUGCUAUGAAUAUUCUUAGGUUACCUUGAUAAAAUAAAAUAAACAGACAUGUUAAUUAACGGAACGAUUCCGUUAAGGUUUAAAUCAUCUGAAUUACACCAUUUUAAUUGGUUAUACAGCAUCGCACCAUGUUUCGCGGUGAAUGCUUCGAAAAUAAAUAUUAUUACGGACCCUCGGAAGUUUUACGAUACUUUGUGUGAAAGAUUUAAGAGCGCUAAUCAUAGAAUAUCAGUUGCUAGUCUGUAUAUUGGUACAGGAGCCAUGGAACGUAGGUUACUGGAGGUUACGAAAACAUCUGUGAUUUCAAGGAAUUUAAAGUUUAAUGUGUUGUUAGAUUAUCAGCGAGGAACACGGGGAGAGAUAAACUCGCGGACGCUUCUUCAAGAAUUUGUAAAUGAACUACCAGACCGGUGUAACGUGUUUUUGUAUCAAACUCCAAGAUUGCAAGGGUCUUGGUCGAAGGCACUUCCCGCACGGUACAAUGAGAUAGUUGGACUGCAGCACAUGAAACUGUACAUAGUUGAUGACACGGUGCUACUGAGUGGCGCAAACUGUUCCAAUGAUUACUUCCAGCAAAGACAGGAUCGGUAUAUAGAAAUUAAGAAUUGUGAUUUAGCUGAUUUUUACUGUGAACUUAUAGGGGAAGUUAGUAAUUACAGCAAAAAGUGUACUAAGAAUGGUAAUAUUGACAAUAAAUAUUUAAAAAAGGAGGUGAUGAUUCAAGAACUUAAUAGAAAGAUUGAAAGUUUGGUUGAGAGAUGGAUGGAAAACCAACGUCUUAAAUAUUUGGAAGAUUGUAGUG